AACACUCUACUUAACACUUAAUAGCUUUUAUUUCUUUGAUCCGGUCUGUGCAAACCUCAUAAGUUUACUAGAAAUUGUUGGGGCUACCGGCAGCAUUCAUCUUCACCUCAUGACCCCGGCUGAUGUUGACGUAGAUAGAGAAACGCUUGGUCUAGUUUUGAGAGUCUCUGUGACUUCAUACAAACAAAAAAAAAAACAGCCACGCUUGGGUUGAGGCACAAUACGCCUAGUUGUUCUUGCUAAGAUGAAGGCCGUGGCAUUGUGGGCGACUGUGUGGGCAUGUGCCCAGAAGACAUUUAUGUCAAUUAUAACCGGGGGAAGAAGAAAAAAAUGCAUUCUUACUCUGCAUUCGUAUUCUGCUCUUGUGUUCCUGGCUUUUACGGCUCGUACGGUGAGUGCAGAGUUCCUGUGGUCACAUAGCUCAAUGCUACAUGCUUUUCCUCUGACCGGCCACUCCCAUUCGGAGGGAUACCUGCGGACCACCACCCCUUCUUCCUCCCUCCCUUCCCAGCAAGCAGUAGAAAGCCACCUGUUUCUGGAGGAGGAGACUGUAGAAGACAGAGAAAUGCAUAAUGCUGUGAAACAUUGCAAGGGUGGACUGCACAAAGGCUACUUUCAGUGGAGAACCGACGACGAGAUGCAGAGGAAAGUCGGGAUUCCAGCGCAUUCUGAAACGAAACACAAACGUUUGAUUUUGAGUUAAAUAAGACCUUGCAGAAGAAGAGGAUCAAAGCAAAGAAAGAGUGAAGUGAGAAAGAGGAUUUACCAGGAGCACCUCAAGGGAUCCAACACAAACCCACCUGGAAGACUCAGAGCAGCUGCACACAAGUCAGGGGGAAGAGGAGGGAAAGUGAUUCUGUCAGAGAAGUUCCAGCACCGUGGAACGGGCAAAAUCUACUAAAAAAAAAAAGGACGUGAUACUGCGUGACGGUUUGCUGAGAUGACGUCUAGAGGGAAAAGUAAAAAAUGCCACUCCCUCCUUAAUAACUCUGAGGAAGCCAAUGGGACUAAAGUUGAUCUUGGAGCGGAACCAGAACCUGAUGACCUGGACUGGGAUGGCUACAGCACCACCCUGGAGCACAGACUGGCAGCUGAGCAGGAGAACGUCCAGGCGUCCGAGCAGCGCUGCACCCAGCUGGAGGAGGCCCGGCGGGAGCUGGAGCGCCAGCUGUCGGACCUCUCGGACCGCCUGGAGGAGGAGGAGGCCUGCUCGGCAACACUGGUCCUCCACCGGGACAGGCUGGAGGCGGAGUGCGGCAGCCUCAGACGAGACCUGGACGAUCUGGACAGCGCGCUGACCGCGGCCGAGCGGGACAAACAGCUGUCAGACGGCGAGGUGAGGAAGCUGACCGAGCAGGUACUGCAGAGGGACGAAGCCGUGCAGAAGCUCCAGAGGGAGAAGGAACAUUUGGUGGAGCUUAGCCAGCAAGCGAUUGAGGAUCUGCAGAUGGAGGAGGACAAAGUCAACCUGCUGACCAAAGAGAAAACCAAGCUGCAGUUGCAAGCCGAACAUUUGGAGAUCCAGCUGGAGCGGCUUCAGCGUGGCGAGCCUGAGAAAGCCAGGAGGAAGCUGGACGCUGACAGCAGAUCUACUACGGACAGCUUAGGAGAGGUGGAGAAGAUGAGGAGUGGUUUGGAAGAGCUUAUCAAACGGAAGGACUUGGAGAUCAGCGGUGCCAGCGCCAAACUGGAAGCAGAGGAGGCCCUCAGCAUGGAACUGCAGAGGAGGAGCAAGGAGCUGCAGGCCCGCAUCGAGGAGCUGGAGGAGGAGCUGGAAGCAGAACGGGCCAUGAGAGCGAAGGCGGAGAAGCAGAGAACCGACCUCACCAGGGAACUCGAUGAACUCACCGACCGGCUCGAGGAGGCAGGAGGCGUCACGGCUUCACAGAUGGAGGCGAACAAGAAGCGGGAGGCCGAACUCCAGCGUCUGAGAAGAGAGCUGGACGAGUCGUCGCUCCAGUCCGAGGCGCUGGCCGCGUCCCUGAGGAAGCGGCACGGCGAGGCCGUGGCGGAGCUGAGCGAGCAGGUCGAGGCUCUGCAGCGGACCAGAGCCAAGCUGGAGAAGGACAAACAGAACCUGAGGAUGGAGGCGGACGACCUGGCCGCGUCGGUGGACGGCCUGCAGAAAGCCAAGAUGUCGUCAGACGGCCAGGUGAAGAAGCUGGAGGAGCAGCUGUCUGAGGCCAACAGGAGAGGAGACGAGCUGCAGAGGACGCUGUCUGAGCUCAGUGUGGCCAAGAACAGACUGUCAGCCGAUAACGUCGACGUAAGCCGACAAAUGGAGGAGGCGGAGAGCAGGGCGAGCCAGCUGACCCGCUCCAAGACUCUGCUCCAGUCGCAGCUGGAGGAGCUGAAGAAGCAGCUGGACGAGGAGGUCAAGUCUAAGCAGGCGGUCGGCGGCAGCCUGAGUUCGGCGCGGCAGGAGUGCGAGGUGCUGAGGGAGCAGCUGGAGGAGGAGCAGGAGAGCAAGCAGGAGAUGCAGCGCCUCGUCUCCAAGCUCAACGGCGAGCUGACGCACUGGAGGACGAAGCACGAGGCCGACGCCAUCCAGCACGCCGACGAGCUGGAGGAGACCAGGAAGAAGCUCGCAGCCAGGCUUCAGGAGGCCGAGGAAGUGGUGGAGGCCACCCAGGCGAAAUGCUCCUCGCUAGAAAAAACUAAGCAGAGGCUGCAGGGAGAGGUGGAGGAACUCUGCAUGGAUCUGGAGAAGGCCAGCAGCUGCGGUCAGGCGCUGGACAAGAAGCAGCGUGUGCUGGAGAAGCAGCUCGGCGACUGGAAGCAGAAGUGUGAGGAGCUGGUGGCCGAGGUGGAGGGCUGCCAGAAGGAGAGCAGGCAGCACGCCGCCGAGCUCUUUAAGGUCAAGACGGCUCACGAAGAAUGUCUGGAGCAGCUGGAGGCUGUACGCAGGGAGAACAAGGCCUUCCAGGAGGAGAUAGCUGACCUAACAGACCAGCUGUCCGAUGGAGGUAAGUGUGUCCAUGAGCUCCAGAAAUCCAAGAAGAAGAUUGAGAUGGAGAAAGAAGAGCUGCAGGCCUCGCUUGAGGAAUCGGAGGCAGCUUUGGAGGUGGAGGAGACCAAAGUGUUGAGGCUUCAGUUGGAGUUGUCCCAGGCUAAAGGAGACUUGGAGCGUCGACUGCAGGAGAAGGAGGAGGAGGCUGAAGCGGCAAGAAAAAGCCACCAGAGGGCGCUGGAGUCCCUGCAGGCCAGUCUGGACGUGGAGGUGAAGGGCAGAACAGAGGCGCUGAAGCUGAGGAAGAAACUGGAGGCGGACAUGAACGAGCUGGAGGUGCAAGUGGACCUGCUCACCAAGAGCAACGCGGAGCUCAACAAGAACAGCAAGAAGAUGCAGCAGCAGAUCAAGGAGCUGCAGGCUCAGCUGGAGGAGGAGGUGCGGAGCCACGAGGAGCAGCGGGAGGAGCAGGCGGCCCUGGAGCGCCGCUGCGCCCUGCUGGUCAGCGAAGGCGAGGAGACGCGCGCGGCCCUGGAGAGCGCCGACAGGGCCCGGAAAGUCCUGGAGACGGAGCUGCAGGAGGCCAACGAGAAGCACGGCGACCUCAGCGGACAGUUUCAGUCCGCCCUGACCGGGCGGAGGAAGCUGGAGGUGGACCUGCAGGCUCUGCAGCAGGAACACGAGGAGCUGCAGACGGAGAUGAGAGGCUGCGCCGACAAGGUCAAGAAGGCCGGCUGCGAGCUGGCGCGAGUCGGAGAGGAGCUGCGGCUGGAGCAGGAGCACGCGCUUCACCUGGAGAGGGUGAAGAAAAGUCUGGAAGGCCAGAUCAAGGACAUGAGCGGCAGGCUGGACGAGGCCGAACAGAUGGCUCUGAAAGGAGGGAAGAAGAUCAUCCAGAAGCUGGAGGGGAAGGUCAAGGAGCUGGAGCUGGAGCUCGACUCGGAGCUGAAGCGGCACGCCGAGGCGGUGAAGAUGCUGCGGAAGAACGAGCGGCGCCUGAAGGAGCUGCUGUUCCAGUCCGAGGAGGACCAGAAGAACCAGCAGCGGAUGCAGGAGCUGGUGGAGCGGCUGCAGAACAAGAUGAAGGCCUACAAGAGACAAGUGGAGGAGGCGGAGGAGCAGGCCAACAUAAACCUGGCGAAGUACAGGAAGACCGUCCACGAGCUGGACGACGCGGAGGAGCGGGCCGACAUCGCAGAGUCGGCGCUGACUAAGAUCAGGACCAAGAACCGGGGCAGCUUCGGCAAGGGACACUCCUCUGGUUACAGCACUCCGUACCCGGGCCUGGUCCGGUCGCCCAGCUCUGUGGGAUCCGAGGGAAGGGGGGAGAAGAUCCUGAAUGACGACAGCGAGUCGGUCAGCUCCCUCAUUCCAGCUUACCUCAACUCUCUCAAGAAGCUCAUGAUCGAUUAGCCGGACUUUACAUUCGAAUGUCCUCUGCAGAGACAAGCAGCGCUGCAGCGUUAGCGUUGGAACAUCAGCAAUACGUUACCAGGACUUUUAUGUUCUUCAUAUAUAAUGGGAGUCACAACUUCCUGUGUGUUUUCCUGUCCUCCUCCACCACUGACAUGCUCCAGCUUUAAACAUUUCUGCUUUUAAACGCAACAGCUGAUUUUUGUUAAUGCAAAUGCUAAAUUCCUGUUUGGUGUUCUCUGCUAAGCUUUCUUAAAAAACAAGUCGUCUGUCUUUCCAACAUUUAGUUCUGAUUUAAAAUGCUUUCAGGGAGCUUUGGUUGCUUGAGUUGGUAACUCAGAUGCUGACAUGGGGAAUGGUUUCAAGAUCAACAAGCGAUAAUUCAAUCAAUUAAUGCCCUGUUUCCUAUCAAUGUUAAGUGUGUUUUCAAUGUAUUUGAUCUAAAAGUGUAACUCUGUCCAAACCUGUACCCAAAGCUUUAUAUCGGCGCCUAAUGAUGAAAGAAGGCCUGAUCAAAUCAUGUACUGUUUUAAUGUGAAAAUGUCUUCUUUUAUAAAAUAAAUACUUUUUCUUUUCUGCCUUUUCCUUUUAUUUCCAACGUAAAACAAAUGUUUUGACAUUAGAUGGAUUUUUAAUUAUCCACAGCAAACUGACCAACCCUUAAUUAUUCAUAAAAAAAAA
Molecule: messenger RNA, 5044 nt
Organism: Xiphophorus couchianus (Monterrey platyfish)
Lineage: Eukaryota; Metazoa; Chordata; Actinopteri; Cyprinodontiformes; Poeciliidae
Product: myosin-16
Exons: 23
Coding region: 941-4363 (1140 amino acids)
Cellular component (GO): myosin filament; myosin II complex; cytoplasm
Molecular function (GO): actin filament binding; microfilament motor activity
Source: RefSeq, a predicted model, not a curated record